This is a messenger RNA of Haemonchus placei, 825 nucleotides long. NCBI's taxonomy places the organism in Eukaryota, Metazoa, Nematoda, Chromadorea, Rhabditida, Trichostrongylidae. The record is from the annotation of a GenBank genome assembly.
AUGGCGCUGCGCAAGGUGCGCAGCAACCUCGAUAGGUUGUUCGAUAAAAGCCUUACGGACCUUAUACGUGGUAUACGCAAUAAUAAAGAAAACGAGACGCGAUAUAUUGCAUCAUGUAUAGAAGAGAUCAAAAUCGAGCUGCGUCAAGAUUCUACAUACAUCAAAGCAAACGCUAUUGAAAAGCUCGCCUAUUUGCAAAUGUUAGGGUACGAUAUUUCCUGGGCCGCGUUCAACAUAAUUGAGGUUAUGGCUUCCACGAAGUACACAGAAAAACGAAUAGGAUACCUUGCUGCAGCUCAGUGUUUCCAUGAUACGACUGAGGUCCUAAUGCUGACAACAAAUUUGAUCCGCAAAGAUCUCAACAGCUCCAACAUGUAUGAUUCCGGUGUUGCACUUGGAGGUCUGUCCUGUUUCGUGACUCCAGAUCUUGCAAGGGAUCUAGCCAGUGACAUUGUCAAUCUCCUUUCCUCGUCACGACCGUACACGCGAAAACGAGCCGUUUUGCUUUUGUACAAAAUAUUUCUAAAAUAUCCGGAGGCGCUAAGGCCGACGUUUCAUCGGCUGAAAGACAAACUUGAAGAUCCUGAUCCCGGCGUUCAAAGUGCUGCUGUCAACGUCAUAUGUGAGCUCGCUCGUAAAAAUCCUAAAAAUUACCUGACACUUGCACCGGUUUUCUUCAAACUAAUGACAACGUCCAGCAACAAUUGGAUGCUGAUCAAAAUAAUCAAACUGUUCGGAGCGUUGGUACCACUCGAGCCACGUCUGGGCAAGAAACUGCUUGAGCCGCUAACUAACCUUAUCAAUAGGUAUCAUUUACUAUUAUAA